AUGGCUCCCGGAAGUGUCUCCAGCCUCACCUCCUCCACCGACACCACCGAGUCCUCAGAGCCCUUGGGGGCAACACAACCCAGGCCUGAACCACAAGGGGGGGUCCUCUUGGUUCGCCGCAAUCCCCCAACACUGUGCAUGGUGCUGGAGGCGCUGCAGGCCAGGGAGCAGCAGCGGUGCACGUCCGUGGUGGCCAUCAAGGUCUAUAUCCUGCACAAGUACCCAACGGUGGACGCCACCCGCUUCAAGUACCUGCUGAAGCAGGCCCUGGACAUGGGCAUGCGCCAGGGCCUCCUCGCCAGGCCGGCCAACUCCAAGGCCAAGGGGGCCACUGGCAGCUUUAAACGCCCCAAGCGCAAGAAGAGGGACCGGCCCAGGAAGACCCCAGCCCCAAUGGCCUUCCAGAAAGCCCGAGAGACACAGCAGGGGCUUGACAAUGCUGGCCAGGGGACCAAGGCUGCAGAGAGGCGGGAAGCAGCCAGGACAGCUCCCCCCAAACCAGGGGUGGCCAGGGAGAAGGCCCCCAAGAAUGCCAACGAGAUGGGGGUCAAUAGAGCAAAACUGGGGGAGGCCAGGAGUCCCCCAAAAUCAGACAAGGCUGUCGGGGCUCCUCCCAGCGUGGACAGGCUUAGUGGAAAGCUGGAGGUCACAGGCAGUGGGCGUAGUCGAGGAGCUGCUGGAGGGGCCCCCAGGAAGCCCAAGGCAGGGGGCGGCCUUGGGAAGCCUCAGGCCCGCAAGGUCCAGAGUGGCACCGCGUCUCCCACCAAAAGGCAUCUUUUGGGGCACGCCCCCAAAAGGACUGGGGUGGAAACCAAGAGCAAGGUUGAGGGGCCUCCCAAGGGGCGCAGGCCCAAGGCAUGGCCCCUGCUCAUGGCCAGGAAGACACAGGCACCUGAGGGGCCAAGGAAGCCGGGCCUCACCAAAGCCACCUCAUGCAAGGCGUCCAGUAGGAAGGCGGAGGCCAGGAGCUAG
Messenger RNA from Perognathus longimembris pacificus (Pacific pocket mouse), 972 nucleotides. RefSeq names its product histone H1.8. Gene Ontology annotation, biological process: nucleosome assembly. Gene Ontology annotation, molecular function: DNA binding. Gene Ontology annotation, cellular component: nucleosome. NCBI's taxonomy places the organism in Eukaryota, Metazoa, Chordata, Mammalia, Rodentia, Heteromyidae. The record is from RefSeq and is a predicted model, not a curated record.